AUGGCACAAGAAGAAGACUCACCAGGGGAGUCCUCACUCAUCAUUUGCGAUAUUUGUGUAGAAGCAAAAGAGACUGACGAGAUGUUCGGGAACCAGACAUGUGACCAUUCCUUCUGUUCUGACUGUGUCACCAAACAUGUGGCCACAAAGAUCGAACAGAGCAUAGCAGUUGUUCCGUGCCCUGGUUUGAAUUGCAAGGGUGUGUUGGAGAUUGAUGCUUGCAGGUCAAUGCUUCCAAAAAACGUGCUUGACAAGUGGGAUGACGCACUGUGUGAGGCUCUUUUGCUCACAGUUCCAAAAUUCUAUUGCCCUUUUAAAGAUUGUUCUGCUAUGCUGCUUGAUGACAAUGAAGGGGAAGGUAUUAGGGAGUCUGAGUGCCCUUUUUGCCAUAGACUCUUCUGUGCAAGGUGUCAUGUUCCUUGGCAUCCUGGGGUUGAGUGUGAGGUGUUCCAGACACUGAAUGAAGAUGAGAGAGCAAAGGAAGAUCUCCUAGUUAGAGAGCUUGUUAAUGAAAAGAAAUGGAGUAGGUGCCCUCAAUGCAAGUUCUAUGUGGAAAAGACUGAAGGGUGUAUGCACAUCAUCUGCAGGUGCCAAUUUGGGUUUUGCUACGCAUGCGGAAAACAAUGUAGCAAAAGAGAAUGGAUGUCUGCUCACAGUGGCUGCCAACAAUAA
Messenger RNA from Gastrolobium bilobum, 672 nucleotides. RefSeq names its product E3 ubiquitin-protein ligase RSL1-like. Gene Ontology annotation, cellular component: cytoplasm; ubiquitin ligase complex. The transcript is spliced from 2 exons. Gene Ontology annotation, biological process: ubiquitin-dependent protein catabolic process; protein polyubiquitination; positive regulation of proteasomal ubiquitin-dependent protein catabolic process. The record is from RefSeq and is a predicted model, not a curated record. Lineage: Eukaryota; Viridiplantae; Streptophyta; Magnoliopsida; Fabales; Fabaceae. Gene Ontology annotation, molecular function: zinc ion binding; ubiquitin protein ligase activity; ubiquitin conjugating enzyme binding. Bases 1 to 672 code for a protein of 223 amino acids.